AACUAUGGAGUCUAUAGACACUUCUCGAUAUUUUGUUGUUAAAUUUGCUGAAAAGAGAAGAGGGCAGUCAUUAAUUGAUUUGAUACCUCGUUCAUGGCUCAUUAAUCGUGAGAAACCUUAUAUGUAUUAUUAUCCACCAAAACAAGAAUAUCGGUAUCUUGAAAACUGGGUUAAGAAUAGAAAAAAACCAAACAAAGAAAAAUGGAUCGUUUCCAAGAAUAUUGAGAUUCUAAGUGGUGCCGGUGAUUACGAACAAGGUGUACGACGACUAAAUCGGGCUUAUACUCAAGAAAACCUUGAAACUGAAGAUGCUACGUUAAAAAAACAAGAUGUACCAAAAUUAAAUGAGAAGGAAGCUCUGGUUUUACUCAAUGAAGAGCUCAACUUGAGUAACAAGGAUGUACAAGAGUCAUAUUCCCUUACCAAAGAAAAUACUCGAGAGACAAAUUUUGAUAAACAAUUGACAAGUAUAAAAGCUGCUUCAUUGAAAAAAAUCCCAAGAAAGAGAAUUUCACGACAUUCGUCUUUUUCAAAUUCAGAAGAAAGAGAAAUAAGCCAAAAUGAGUGCUCAUAUAGUGACCAAUCUAUUGAUUCAACUAUAGUGCCUCCGCUUAAUAAAAAACGAAAAAUGAACUUAAAGGUGUCAUCGGAUUCAGAAUCAAUUGAAGAAAAUUCACAGAGAACUGGUCCAAAAUCAUUUGAUAGUGUACAUUCUGGACAUAACGCAAAACGUAAAUAGACUUCCAAACGUAAAACAACAUUUUCUCCAACAUCAAACCACUCAGAUCUUCAACAACAAAGGCUAAAACCAAAUAUUCCAAGAACAGAAGACAAGAUUCAAGAGGAUCUUCUAAAUUCACCUGGACAAUCACCAUUUAACCAUACGAAUUUAAAUCAUCUUGAUA
Molecule: messenger RNA, 905 nt
Organism: Chelonus insularis
Lineage: Eukaryota; Metazoa; Arthropoda; Insecta; Hymenoptera; Braconidae
Exons: 4
Coding region: 5-739 (244 amino acids)
Source: RefSeq, a predicted model, not a curated record